AUGAGCAUCGGAGCCGCAGCCAAGCAGAGCACGAUUGCGGUCGUGGGUGGGUCGUACGUGGGGAUGCGACUUGCACAGGCGCUGUUGCCCGUGCUACCACCCUCGCAUCGCAUCGUCGUGGUGGAGGCCAACUCGCACUUCCACCACCUCUUCACUUUCCCGCGCUUUGCAGUGCUGCAUCGCGGUGGGGAGGAGAAGGCACUGGUGCCCUACACGCAUGCGCUUGACGGAGCCCAGAAUGCGGCCAUCGUUCAUGCCAAGGCGCUUUCCGUGCAUGCCGAUCCUACCAACCCCCAGCGGGGGUUGUUGAAGCUCGACCGCAACCACGAGGGCGCGGAUACGAUCGAGUUCGAUUACCUGGCCAUUGCAACGGGUACGCAGCUCAGGAGACCGUGGUCGCUGCCAUCGCAACACACAGAGCCCGCAAAGGCCAAGGCGGAAGCAGUACAGACCCUGCGCGAAUAUCAAGACGCCGUCAAGGCAGCGCAGAACAUCGUCAUCGUUGGAGGCGGCGCGGUCGGUGUGCAGGUUGCUUGCGACAUCGCAGAGCUCUACCCUGGCACCAAGAACGUUACGGUGCUGCAUAGUCGCACGCAGCUUAUGAACAAGUUCCACCCCGAUCUGCACGCUGUUGUAGCCGACCGAUUCGCCCAGCGCGGCGUCCACACCCACCUCGGCAGCCGCGUCGUCGUCCCGUCCUCUGGAUUCCCCAGCUUCAGCCAAGGCCAGACGUUCGAUGUGGAGCUGCAGAAUGGUGACAAGGUGAAGGCGGAUUUGGUGCUCAUGUGCACGGGUCAAACCCCCCGCUCGGAGCUGCUUGCAUCGUACGCCCCCGACGCAAUCACCAGCGAUGGAUUCAUCAACGUCCAGCCCACCAUGCAGGUCUCCACUACAGCGCCGCUUGCGCGCAGGAUGUUCGCUCUCGGAGAUGUGGCCAAUUCGGGCGCCAGCAAGACCGUACGUGCCGCAAGCGGCCAGAUCGACGUGAUCAAGAGCAACAUCCUCGCGCUCAUUCAGGGCAACACCCAACUGCAAACCUUCACCCCCGGUCCUUCGGGCAUCCAUUUGAGCUUGGGCCUGUACGAAAGCAUCAAGUUCGGCAACCCCGCCACAGAGACCGAAAAGCCCCGCAACCUCGGCAUCGAACGAGACCUCAAACUCGAUAUGGGCAUCGAAGGAACUUGGCAAAAGUGGAACGUCCCCAAGGGAACCCCCUGGCAUCUCUGA
Molecule: messenger RNA, 1227 nt
Organism: Moesziomyces aphidis
Lineage: Eukaryota; Fungi; Basidiomycota; Ustilaginomycetes; Ustilaginales; Ustilaginaceae
Source: the annotation of a GenBank genome assembly